AAAGCUAAGCCAAACAUGGCCUAAAUUUGAUCCGAUGCUUGCAACCGCCACCGUAAGCCACCGGUGGAUCACUCCAUUCUCCGGCAUCCGUACGGCUCCGCCAUUGACUUCUGCUAACCCCUCACUUUACCGACCACUUCGUCUACCUACCUCCUCACCGCAGAUCGAUUUCAAGGCUUAUUGCACCAACAAAUCACAGCUUCCUGAAGUCAUCAAUUCUACUUCAGUAACGAAAGAAGAGAUUAAUCAAAACGACGACGUCGGAUGGCUACCUGCAUUUCCUCAUAUACUAGUUGCUUCCAUGUCGAAUUUCCUUUUCGGUUUUCAUAUAGGUUUGAUGAAUGGUCCAAUAUUGUCUAUUGCCAAAGAGCUAGGGUUUGAAGGGAAUUCGAUUCUUGAAGGGUUUGUGGUGAGCAUAUUUAUUGCGGGUGCGUUUUUGGGAAGUGCAGGUGCAGGUUAUGUGGUUGAUAAACUUGGUUUUAGGAGAACACUUCAGGUCGACACAUUACCGCUGAUUCUUGGUGCCAUUUUAAGUGCACAAGCCAACUCUUUGGACCAGCUAUUGUGGGGACGGUUUUUCGUGGGUCUUGGUAUUGGAGCAAAUGCGGUUCUUGUCCCUAUUUAUAUAUCAGAGGUCGCACCAACAAAAUACCGGGGUUCAUUGGGGAGCGUGUGUCAAAUUGGCACAUGUACGGGAAUCAUAGCCUCACUCUGUUUAGGAGUUUUCUCAGAAAGUGAUCCUCAUUGGUGGAGAACAAUGCUUUAUAUUGCAAGUGUGCCUGGUUUUAUUAUAGCAUCCGGUAUGCAGUUUGCUGUAGACAGUCCCCGCUGGCUAUGCAAAGCUGGGAGGCUUAACGAUGCCAAACAAGUUAUCGCUAAUCUGUGGGGGCCGUCUGAAGUUGAGAAAAGUAUCGAAGAAUUUCAAUCUGUUCUUAAGAAUGACGGUGGUGACUUGGACAGCAGUUGGUCCGAACUUCUAGAAGAACCUCAUUCUAGAGUUGCUUUGAUUGGAGGUUCUCUAUUUGUACUGCAACAAUUUGCUGGCAUCAACGCGGUCCUUUAUUUUUCCUCGUUGACUUUCAAAGACGCUGGGAUUACAAACGGUGCAUUGGCAAGCUUAUAUGUCGGACUUACCAAUUUUGCAGGUGCACUUUGUGCUUUAUACUUGGUUGAUAGGGAAGGAAGGCUGAAGCUUAUAAUCGGAAGUUAUCUAGGAAUGGCAAUAGCGAUGUUUCUUGUUGUAUAUGCUAUCAGCUUUCCUAUAGAUGAAGAGCUUCGUAGCAACUUGUCUAUUCUCGGGACUAUCUUGUAUAUGCUGACUUUUGCAAUUGGAGCUGGUCCAGUCACCGGUGUCAUCAUACCUGAGCUUAGCAGCAGCAGAACACGCGGGAAGAUCAUGAGCUUCAGUUUUUCAGUUCACUGGGUGUGUAAUUUCUUGGUGGGGCUAUUCUUCCUUAAGCUGACUGAGAAAUUUGGUGUUGCACCGGUUUAUGGGAGCUUUGGUGCAGUUUCUAUAUUGGCCGCACUAUUCUCUUAUUCAUUCUUAGUUGAAACUAAAGGGCGGUCUCUUGAAGAAAUCGAGUUGUCGCUAAACUCUAAUUUCGCCAAACGUGAUUAGAGUAAGUUCUCUUAACUUAGGUCCAAGGAACCAAAUAGCACGUCUGUAUAGUUCAAUAUAUAAUAUUUAAGAUAGAUUUGCUUCCAUAUUCAUUGUGUAGAUGUACAUAUAAACAAUAAAGCCUGUUCUGUUGUGUAGAUGUACAUAUAAACAAUAAAGCCUGUUCUGUAGGUUUGACAAGGGCUUUUGUUUGUAAAUGUUGCAAUUUGAUCUCUUAUUUAUGUUGAGUUCAGACGCAUAUUGUACCGGGUUAUUUGUAUAUUUCAUGUUAAAUUUUAAUUA
Molecule: messenger RNA, 1900 nt
Organism: Helianthus annuus (common sunflower)
Lineage: Eukaryota; Viridiplantae; Streptophyta; Magnoliopsida; Asterales; Asteraceae
Product: probable plastidic glucose transporter 1
Exons: 11
Coding region: 35-1618 (527 amino acids)
Biological process (GO): monosaccharide transmembrane transport
Cellular component (GO): membrane
Molecular function (GO): hexose transmembrane transporter activity
Source: RefSeq, a predicted model, not a curated record